Messenger RNA from Paramecium octaurelia, 3265 nucleotides. The record is from the annotation of a GenBank genome assembly. Lineage: Eukaryota; Ciliophora; Oligohymenophorea; Peniculida; Parameciidae.
AUUUAAAUGAGUUUUUCAGAUGAUUCAGAAGAUGAAGAAGAAAUCAAAAAGCGACUUUAUGCAGAUCUAGAUUAAGUGUCAGUCAAUGAUAAUUAGACUGAAAGGAGUUUCAUAUUUGAAUAGCAUAAUUAUGAAACCCAUGAUUAUAAGCAAUCUAAAAUUUGGUUAGAGUUUAUGAAUCAAAAUAAACAGAGAGAGGAAAUGUUGGACAAGAUUGAAAACGAUAUUUAGUUGAUGAAGUAAAUUAAUCAAGGCAAUUAAUGUAUUGAAAUUGAAGAUUACAAUGGGGAUCGUCUCAAAGUGGAACUAAAUGAUCAAUUGCCAAAUGAGAUUAUUACUUAAAUCAAAGAACAACCCCAACAAAAAAUCAUUUUACAUGAGGAAAUCUUGCUUCAAAAACAACCCACACCAAUCCAAGAUUUACAAAAAUCUAGCGUUUCAUUAACAGUUAAUAACAACCAAGUCAGAGCCCCAUCUGCUAAACAGACAAAACCUAAUAAAUAAAGUCUAUAAGAUCAAAAGCUAGAAUUAAUGUAUCAAUAAAGAGAGAUGAUGCAAAUGGAAAUUGAAGACAAUUAUUCUAGAGAAUAUUAAGACUAUUGGAUGAGAUAGCUCUUUAAAAAUAGACUCUAUACUCUACCUGAAGAAUUCCCUGCCUUGAAACCAAUAGCAUUCCAAAUAAAAAUACCAGAUUUCAGUAUACCGGUCUUCAAAACUCCUUCAAUCUAAAUUCCUUAAAUAUUGGAUUUAGUGGAAGACAAUCUCGCUCCAAGUAACACCAAAGAGUUGGUUUUCACGAGAUUACAGAAUAUUAAGUUUUAGAAAUUGAAAUAUGUUGAAACCCAACAAGAAACCAAGCCAAACAAAGAACUCUAAUAAUUAUAAUAGAUUGAUUCUGAACUCAAAUUCAAUAUUGUCUAUUAGGAUUAUUUGAAGAACCAAUAGUAAUUGGUAUUGAGUGAUACUGUUGAGGAUAUUUAUUGGAAAAAAGUGAAUAAUCUGCAUCAAGAUUUAAUGAAUACGUAAUGCAUUGUUGUUAUUUUAGGAUUAAUAAGUUAAUCCAAAAAUUUCCCAAGUACUCUUCUUAUCGAUCUCCUUUUACUGAAUACGAACAACCUAAAACGAAUUUAGAUAACAUUAGCAUUGCAGAGGACAAUUCUAACUUGAACCUAUUUCAAUAAUAUAUUCAAAAUAAUCAGGUAUCAAAACAUACCAGGAAAUUGGAAAUUAAACUUGAAAACCUAACCACACUUGAUGGAAUUUAGGAAAUGAAGGAUAUAAGAAAAGUGAUCCUAUCUUGCAAUCAACUCAAUGACCUUACUCCUCUUUCAGCAUUAAAUAAUUUAAUUGAAGUGGAUCUAUAAUAAAACAAUAUUCAGUCCUAUAAUUAAUUAGGUAAAUUGAGUAAUCUAAGAAUUCUACGUCUCGAAAUGAAUCACAUCUAAGAAAUGAGUAAACUUCCAAACUGUUUAUUUCUUGAAGUGUAUUCUUUAAAGGGCAACAAAAUUCACUCAAUGACUAAUUUAGAAAAUUUAGAGUUCUUGAAGCAAUUAUACCUUUAUAAAAACUAAUUAAAGAGCAUUGGGAAUAUAUCAAAGUGUUUCAUUUUGGAGAUUCUUGAUUUAAGUUCAAAUCAAAUAGAAAUUGGAUUGAAUGAGAACCCUUUUAAAAAUAACUAAUGUCUACGUAAAUUAAUUCUGACUAAGAACAAAAUAUAGCAUUUACCAGAAAUGAGACUGCUUUUAUUGAAUGAGUUGUAUCUGAACAAGAACAAACUGGAAUCCCUUGAUGGAAUAAUAUACUUACCCUCAUUGCAGGUAUUCUAUUAUUUUAUAAGAUUUUACAAGUUUAAGAUAACCAAUUACAGACUUGCUACGAUACUGAAUAUUCGAUCUCUUACAUUCCCAAUAUUUAGUAGAUAGAUUUAUCAGGCAACCGAAUUCAAUCCUUUGGCACCAUAAUCAAUUUCAUUCAAAGAUGCAAUGAAUUAAAACAAAUCAACUACCUCGAGAAUCCGUUUUUGCUUGGUUUAUCUGAAGUACGAAUUAACCAUUAUACUAGGAAGUAUUUCAAUUGUAUCGAUACAUGUUGAUUAUUAACUGUCCAUAGUUGAUUGAAGUCAACCAAGCAUUAUUAAAUAAGAAGGAUCAAGAAUUCUUGAAGGACAAAUUUUACGGUUUUUUAGAACCUCCUUUAAGGAGAUCGUAAUAGUUAGAUUUGGAGAGAAGUUUCAAUAAGUUAGUUAAUCAAUUGAAUAACAACACUUAAAUAAUGCAUAAGAUUAAUGGGUUGGAGCAAAGGAAAAUCACGAAAAUUCAUCCUUUUACAUAUACAGAGAGAUUUAAGAUCAUUCAAAUUUUAAAUGAUUUAACGUUCAUUAAGAACAACUUCUAGAUCAAUGUUGACGUUGAUAAAGAGAUUUCUGAUUUCAAUUUAAAAUAUUAGAAGUCCCUAUUUAAAGUAUAGUCAUUGUUAAUUAAAUGGAUUUACAGAUUCAAAAGAAGAUAAAAGUAUUAUAAAUCAAAUGUAAAUUAAUUGAUAAUUGUUCAAUCCUUAAUAAGGGGAUAUUUAGCUAGAAAUUAACCAAAUGUAAAGUAAUUUAGGCAGAAGUAUAAUAAGAAGAAAUUGCAUAUCUAUGCUAUUAGAAUUUAAAAGGUGUGGAGAGGAUAUAUCAUCAGGAAAAGAUUGAGGGAUAGGAUGAAGAACAUAAAGUUUGAAGACAGCGAAUUGGAUGAUUUAGGUGAGAUUGAUGAUGACUUUUUAAAAUAAGAUAUUGAUCUUAAUUUCGAUCUAAGAAUUCCAUAAGGAUUAGAUUUGUAGCAAAUUUUCAAAUAGAGUCAAAAUUAACAUCAAAUAUUAUAACAAUAAAUCACUUAAUAAGCACAAUAAAAAGUUUAGUAACAAUAAGUGCCUUUUAAAUAAUCAGCUUCUAGCACCAAGAAACCAUAAAACAACGUUGAAGUCUAGAUGAGAACUUCUCAUUUAUCAGGGACUCAAUCGUAGUCUCAAAUGGGGCAAAGUAAAUACAGUGAAAAAACUACAAAGACGGAUUCCUUACCAACAAUAGGAGAACAUACUAAAGUAAGACUAUGUUUAGAUUUAAUGAUAGAAAAUAAUGCAAAAUUGGAACUUUAAGGAUCCUGCUGUGGCCUACACAAUUGCUUGCAAGUUGCAAAAGGAACAGAAAAGAAAGAGUAAGGCUAAGGAACUAACUGCUUAGGAGAGAUUAGAGAGAUUUAAGAAACAUUGAAAUAAUUUUUAUUUU